AUCAUACGAAGACCACAUGGUUAAUCAAUUCCUCAGAUGCAUAUCGUAUAAAUACUAAAGGAGGCAAGCAUCCACCAAAAUCCAACAUUAAUCAACCACAACCAUGUCUUCCAAGAUAGAUCAAGAAAAUGCAAUAAUCACAGAGAAGGAUAGUACAACAGACAAUGUCAAUGUGACUGAAUUGAAUGAUUCUACUUUAUCUGCACAAAAAGAAGCAAUUGAAGAUUCAACAGGAGCAAAUGCAAAUCUUCAACACUUUUCAAAGUUGGCUUUGAUCGGAUUAAGCUUUGCCGCUUUAAACACUUGGGCAGCUUCUUCCGGUACAAUCUUUAUCGGUUUAGCCGCAGGUGGUCCUACUUCCGUUCUGUGGGGUACAAUCGUUGGUACUUGUGCUGCUUUGACGAUUGCGAUCAGUUUGGCAGAACUAUGUCAUCUCAUGCCAACAAAAGGAGCACAAUAUCAUUGGACUUUCUUGCUCGCACCAGAUCGAUCAAAUGAUAAAUAUCGCUUUUUGAGUUACCUUUCUGGUUGGUUAGGUACGGCAGGAUGGAUUUGCUUAACCUCAACUGCUCCUCUCCUUUCUGCGCAAAACAUUUUGACAAACAUUACACUUUAUCAUCCUAUUCAAACCGGUAUGUGGUCUGUGUUUUCGAUUUAUAUGGGUUUCACGUUAUACGCCGUGAUAAUCAACAUCUUUGGAAUCAAAUUACUUGACAAAAUGAAUUCUGCUGCCUUGUUUUGGUCUUUGAUUGGUUGCUUGGUCACUUUCAUCACCCUGCUAGCAAGCGCAGGUGCAAGGGGCACUCUAAACGAUGGCAAAUUUAUCUUUACCACCUUUCUCAACUUUACAGGUUGGCCAAACGGAGUGGCUUGGUUGAUCGGAUUAUUGCAAACACAGUAUGCUUUAGUAGGAACAGAUGCAGUAACGCAUGUUAUCGGAGAAAUUUCAAAUCCUCGCAAAAAUGUUCCGCUUGCAAUGAUUUUAUCUUGUGUAAUCGGUGGUGCUUCGGCUUUUGUCGUUUUGAUUGCAUUCUUGGCAUGCGUCAAAGAUCCUCUUGCAGUUAUAAUGGCACAAGGUGGAGGAGUACUUCUCAUCAUGAUGGACGCUAUGGGCAGCAAAGGAGGAGCGGUCGCUCUCAACUCAAUCUUUUUGAUUAAUCAAAUUUUUACUGGACCUGCAUUGGUCAUCACAUCUUCAAGAAUGCUACAAGCUUUUGCCAAGGAUGGUUGUCUUCCUUUCAACAAGUACCUUGGUCAUAUCUCCCUUCAUACUGAAACGCCAAUUUAUGCAGCUUUGGCUAAUUUAGUCUUUUUGACAAUCUUUGGAGCUUUGCUUUUUGGUAGCACUAUCGCCGUUCAAGCAUUACAAAGUGCGUCAGUGGUGAUGUUGCAAUUGAGUUAUUUACCUUCAAUCGUCUUACAUUUGCUUUCAGGACGAAAAGCUCUACGUCAAAGAGGCGGAGAAAUUGCGCAAAGAUUAAAACUUGGAUCAAGAUACGGUCCUAUUGUGAACAUUUGUGCAAUUUGUUAUAUUUGCUUAACGACCGUUUUCUUUUUAUUGCCGCCAGUCAUUCCGGUAAAAUCAGGAUCGAUGAUGAAUUACGCCGUUGUCGUUUUGGCCUUUUGCGUUUUAUUGGCGCUCAUCAAUUGGUUCCUUUAUGCUCGACGUAACUUUCAAGAGCCAAUAGAUCUUGAUCGAAUUUUGUCUAUUUGAUUAUUAGCUACGUAACGCUCUUUUUGUAU
Meira miltonrushii is the source of this 1743-nucleotide messenger RNA. RefSeq names its product amino acid transporter. Gene Ontology annotation, biological process: transmembrane transport. The record is from RefSeq and is a predicted model, not a curated record. Bases 104 to 1714 code for a protein of 536 amino acids. Gene Ontology annotation, molecular function: transmembrane transporter activity. The transcript has a single exon. Gene Ontology annotation, cellular component: membrane. Lineage: Eukaryota; Fungi; Basidiomycota; Exobasidiomycetes; Exobasidiales; Brachybasidiaceae.